Molecule: messenger RNA, 1917 nt
Organism: Manihot esculenta (cassava)
Lineage: Eukaryota; Viridiplantae; Streptophyta; Magnoliopsida; Malpighiales; Euphorbiaceae
Exons: 7
Coding region: 1-1917 (638 amino acids)
Molecular function (GO): nucleic acid binding; RNA-DNA hybrid ribonuclease activity
Source: RefSeq, a predicted model, not a curated record
AUGGCUAAGAUGAUAGUUAACCGGCUUAAGUCCAUCUUACCGUCUAUUGUCCCCGAAAACCAAAGCGCUUUUAUUUCUGGGCGCAGCAUUCAGGACAAUAUAAUCUUAGCUUUUGAGGCUAUGCAUGGAUUUAAUAUGUUUCAUCGAAAGAAAGUGUUAUCUGGGGCCCUUAAAAUGGAUAUCAGCAAAGCCUAUGAUAGACUAGAGUGGGAUUUCAUUCGUGACAUGCUCAUCCGCAUGGGGUUUGAGCAACGAUGGGUUACUUUGGUGUUUUCUUGUAUCUCUACUGUUCGUUAUUGGAUUCUGCAUGAUGGCAGGGAAAUCGGCCCUAUCUUACCAACGAGGGGAUUGAGGCAAGGAGAUCCCUUGUUGCUUUAUUUAUUCAUUCUUUGUGCUGAGGGGAUAUCCCGCCUUUUACAAGACAGUAUAAACCGUGGCAGUCUUCAUGGGUUCAGGAUAUCACGGGGUGGCCCGCAGAUCUCCCACCUUUUUUUCGCGGAUGACAGCUUGAUUUUCUUCAUAGCAAAUGUUCAAGAGGCGUUGGAGCUCAAGCGUAUUCUUCGCAUCUAUGAGAAAUCAUCUGGACAAUUGAUUGAGGAGAAGCCGAAUUUGGGUAAUUAUUUGGGACUCCCUUCUCAUGUUGGUAGUAACAAGAGGGAAGUGUUCAGUUUUGUUAAGGAUCGUUUGUGGAAGCGGCUGAAUUCAUGGAAGCAUCGUGCGCUGUCCCAAGCAGGUAAGGAGCGUAUGAUGACUCGAUAUUGGUGGAGUAAGGGUGCUGAUCAAAAUCGCGGUAUUCACUGGCUGGGUUGGCAUAGAAUGGCGAAGCACAGACUGGACGGCGGGUUAGGUUUUAAAUCGCUCCAUGAUUUUAACUUAGCCAUGCUUGCAUCUUUGGGCCACAAUCCUAACUUUUUGUGGCGUAGUAUAUGGGCGACUCAGAGUCUGGUUAAAGCUGGUACUUAUUGGAGAAUUGGGAAUGGCAGAGACAUGAGUUGUAUUUUGAACAUCCCUCUAAGUCUUUCUUCGCACCCAAAUGCGUGGUGCUGGAAGUUUGCGUCCAAGGGUCACUAUUCUGUUAAGAGUGCUUACAGAUUUCUGUUGCUGGGUUUCGACAUAGGGAAGUCCAGGAGAGUUCCGGUUGAUUCGAUGUGUCCGUUGUGUCAUGAGGCUCCUGAGACUAUCCUACAUAUUCUUGUUCAGUGUCCUUUUGCCCGCAGUUGCUGGUUGAGUUCACCUUUGGGUUGGCCUGCAUUCUCCACUGCCUCUCUUAGGGAGUGGUUCUCUUUAGCCUUCCUUACUGCUUCUGCGGAGAAUGCUUCCCUUAUUCUAAUGAUAUGUUGGGCUUUGUGGCAUAAUAGAAAUAAUGUUGUUUGGAAAGCUCAGGGUCGAACUGCGAGUGGUGUGUUCUUCAUGGCACUGAAUUUUUUGCAGCAAUGGAGAGGGGCCUGUUCUGAUUCUACCAGCUGCACCAAUGUUGUGUCGGUUUUGACUGUUUGGUCUCCUCCACCGCAGGGUUGGAUUAAGGUUAAUAUUGACGCCUCUUUAAACUCGCAACGAAGUUCGCUAGGCUUCGGCUGUGUAGUCCGAGAUGCUAAUGGUAGAUUUAUAGCGGCUAAAGCAGGUUGUUUUUGCAGUCAGAUGGAGGUUAAGUGUGCUGAGGCAGUGGCUUUUCGAGAGGCAUUGAGCUGGAUUAAAGAGUGCGGAUGGGAUCGAGUUCUUUUCGAAUCGGAUGCUCAGGUUCUUAUUGUGUCCAUUAACAAUACUUCAUUAGAUGAUUUAUCACCUUUUGAUCUUUUGGUUCAAGAUUGUAAAUUGCUUCUAUCCAGUUAUGAGGAAGCAAGAUGUGCUUUUAUUCACAGGAGCUAUAGAGGUAAAACAUAUUCUUUGUCGCAUAAGGAGCUCGAAGACGAGUCAUGA